This is a messenger RNA of Cuscuta campestris, 3935 nucleotides long. Lineage: Eukaryota; Viridiplantae; Streptophyta; Magnoliopsida; Solanales; Convolvulaceae. The record is from the annotation of a GenBank genome assembly.
AAUAGUGGAGCAAAAUUAGUGUGUGAGUUGAGUUUAGUUUUUUGGUGGGUGUGACUAUCACCUACUGGAGAUGAGCAAAAGGACUGGUUUGGUUAGACCAGAUCGCUCCCUUGAAAAGACCGAUACUAUUUAGGACGAGAUCAGUCCAGUCUUUUUGGAACCGGUCAGAACUAGUUCCGUCUUCAUUGACAAAUAGGGACCUUUUGGGAUUGGGUUGUCCGGUUAGGAACGGUCCAAGUCUGGUUCGGUCCUUAUUUUGGAUAUGUGAAAAUUUUAAUUUUUUGUUCUUAAAAAAGAUAAAAAAUAAAAAUUCUAAUUUUUAAUUACUGGUAUUUAAUUUAUUUGAUUUCAAUACUUUGUUGAUUUAUAAUAACUAUAUAUGCAACAUUAAUAUUUUUAUCUAAAGUGGAAGUUGGAUAGAAUAAACAAAAAAAUAAAUUUUAAUUUGUAUGUUUUGUACAUCUGAGAUUUUUUAUUUUGUUAUCACUUAUUUAUAAAUUAAUAAAUAACAAAGUAAAGUACUAUUCUGUUUGUUAGGGCAGUUGGUUCAUAUUAUUGUACUAACAAAAAUCAUGUUAAUAAAAGGUUAUUUAUGGUGUUCCUUUUUUGUUCAUAGGACCAAAAUUUCAUCUUCUACCAUCUCAAUUUAUUAAAGACUACUUACUUUGACUGCGUAUUCUUAUUGUUAGUGAUAUGUGCUGUAUUUCUCUGCUUGACCGCUGUGAUACAAUAUUGAGCUUGCAGAGAUUUGAGUUUUAAUAAUAUUGAAGGAGGGAUUGAUGGUCUUCAACGUCUUGAAAAUGUCCAGUUCAUGUAUCUGACGAAUAACUCGCUUAGUGGGCCAAUUCCUCAGUGGGCUUUAAAUACAGAUUCAAGACAUGACAUAGACCUUUCUUACAAUAACUUUGAGGAGAGCUCUGUGCCAUCAACCUGUCGAGAAACCUUGUAAGAUUUUGUCAUUUUUGUGCAUGUAAUGUUUCUUUUUAACAAAAAUCAUUUUAGCUGACUUUUGCAUUGGCGCUAGAAACUUAUUCAAAAGCUAUCGCGGAGGAAAUAAUUUGUAAGUCUUAACAUUUUCCAACACAUCAUGGUUGUUGCUACACACUAAAUUUAGGUUAGCCUCUCAAGACUAAAAAUCUCACUUACCUUAUCUCUUUGUAUAGAGAAGCUGGGAAGUGUCUAAGUCAAUGUACUAAAGAUUGGUAUUCAUUCCACAUUAAUUGUGGUGGAGACAAUGUGUUGAUUGGUGAUACCACAUAUGAAGCAGACGAAGAUUCUGCAGGUUUUGCAAAAUUUGUUCCUAACAGAGAGAACUGGGUAACCAGUACUACAGGGGUCUUUUGGGAUAGAAAUAAAACACUUUCUGACUAUAAAGCAACAAACAUAUCCGUUAUCAAGGGACAAGACUCUGAGCUCUACACCACGGCUCGGCUAUCUCCUUUAUCUCUCACUUACUAUGGACGUUGUUUAGCUAAUGGAAACUAUACUGUGAAACUUCAUUUUGCGGAGAUAGUUCUGAGAGAUAAUAGCUCUUUUCAGAGUCUCGGAAGGCGCAUAUUUGAUGUAUUUAUACAAGGUGAGAGGAAAUUGAAAGACUUCAACAUUAGAACUGCUGCGCAAGGUGUUGAUAAAGCCUGGGUAGAACAAUUUAAAGUACCCGUCAAAGAUAAAACUCUAGAGGUGCGCUUUGAGUUUGCUGGGAAAGGAACAACAGCAGUCCCAAGUAGAGGAUCAUAUGGUCCUUUAGUAUCUGCCAUUUCUGUGCAAUCUGGUAAAAUCAGUGUAAAUUAUUUUUCAAAGUAUAACAAAUAGGGUGAAUAAUACAGCAUUUUUAUGUAUAGAAUAUGUGUGUGCACAGUGUAUUUAUGAUUUUAUUUUGAAAAGGGUUAGUAUUUAGCUACUCUUAACUAAUUUUGCACGUUCAUAGUUUCUGGUUGAUUGCAGAUACAUAAUGAAAAAACAUAUAACUCAUUCUUGUGUCUCUUUGAUAAAUGUGCAGAUUUCAAGCCUCCCAAGAAGAGAAAAGUUUUAAUCAUAGCCAUUGCGGUACCUUCUUUAUUUCUUAUUCUCACAAUUAUUUGUUUCACUUGGUGGAAAAUGUGGAUGCGAAACAAGGCCUCACAAGGAGACGGUAAUAUACACUUUCUGGUCCAAUUUCCGAUUAUAAUUCCAAUUAGGAACAUUGAUUUUUUGUUAAUUUUUGCAUUCACUCAAAUGAGAAUACAAUCCAGUACAAUCCCAACUCCAUCGGGGUCUGCUUACCCCUGUGAAAACAAAGAGUUUUCGGUUAGACCCUGGAUGCGCUGCUGCAUUUACUACCCAAAACUAAAUAGAUACUAAGAAGCAAGGGAAGUUUAAUGUGCUUUUUUAGUCCAUUAUGUGCACGAAACUUAAACAUUGCAAAUGAUGACUCUUUUAGUCCAUUUGUCUUGUAAACAGAAGUAAACUCACACUAAAGGAUGAGGUGAACCACUGAACCAAAUAAAUAUUGUUGAAGAUUUGCUCUAUAUAGUCAACCCCAAAUGUUAUUUUGAUGCACUAAUAAUUUCUUAAAAUUUGUUAUGAUGCAGAAUUAGAAGGUCUUGAUCUACGAACUGGCACAUUUACCUUCAAACAGAUAAAAGCUGCAACAAACAACUUUGAUCCGGAAAAUAAGCUCGGGGAAGGUGGUUUCGGCUCUGUGUACAAGGGUAUGCUAUUGGAUGGUACAGUUAUUGCUGUGAAACAGCUUUCUUCCAAAUCAAGACAAGGAAACCGUGAAUUUUUAAAUGAAAUAGGCAUGAUUUCUUGUUUGCAACACCCUAAUCUUGUUAAACUCUAUGGGUGUUGUGUUGAGGGAAAGCAGCUGCUGUUGGUGUACGAGUACUUAGAAAACAACAGCCUUGCCCAUGCUCUUUUUGGUCCAGAAGGGGAGCAAUUGAAAAUAGACUGGCCUACCAGACAGAGAAUCUGUGUUGGUAUUGCAAAAGGUUUAUCUUUCUUACACGAAGAAUCAACAUUGAAAAUCGUUCAUCGAGAUAUCAAAGCCUCAAAUGUGCUCCUAGACAAAGACCUCAAACCCAAAAUUUCUGAUUUCGGUCUUGCUAAACUUGACGAUGAUGGAGAUACCCACAUCAGCACCAGAGUUGCAGGGACUAUAGGAUACAUGGCUCCUGAAUAUGCAAUGUGGGGUCACUUGACAUACAAAGCCGAUGUCUACAGUUUUGGUGUGGUAGCACUGGAAAUUGUUGCCGGGAAAAACAACAUGAAGUAUCGUCCCGAUGAAAACUAUGUUUGCCUCCUUGAUUGGGCACGCGUUGUUCGUAGAAAAGGAAACCUUAUGGAUAUAGUAGAUUCAAGUUUGGGUUCCAAUUUCAACAAAGAAGAAGCAAUUAGGAUGAUCAAAGUAGCCCUGUUAUGUACCAAUUCUUCUCCGGUCCUCAGGCCAUCCAUGUCAGCAGUAGUGAGCAUGCUUGAAGGUCGUGCCGAUAUUCGUGAGCACAACUCUGACCUGUUGUCUAUGGAUGCGAAUGAAUUCGACUACCGAGCUUUUCGACAAACGCACGAUGAAAUGCCAAGUGAUUCUUCGAACGGAGUAGAUUUUUCUUCAACUGCAAACUAGUAAUGAAGUGUCAUCCAAACAAAGUUGUGCUUCUGAAAGACCAAGCUCCCAAGCCAAUGUGUAUUUUCCACAUUUCACUAGUGUAAGAUUUUGACAUUUUUUGAAAAAAAUACUCCCUCCGUUCCAAAUUAUAAUGCUUGUUUACUAUUCACAGGGUCAAACUUCAUUCACUUUCUUUCUCUAUUUUCGUUAGCAAUUUGAUAAAAUAAAAUAUUAUUGUCACUACUAGUUUUGUAGAUCUUUUGAUGUAGUUUUUUAAUAUGUAAUUUUUAUUUUUUUAAUUCUAUACCAUUUGUCAUAUAAAAUGAUUUGAAAAUAAUUUCAGUCAAACAUC